AUGCCGUUGGGCAACGCGAUGGUCAGUCUGUCGGAAGCCUCCAAGCAGCUAUUCAGGAUGGCUCGAGUCUUUCGCUCCUCGCAAGAGCCUGAAGAACAAUCCUUCCUAAGCCAGCCAGCAUACGAUGAUAUUGAAUUGCAGUGGACUAUCGGGGGCAUCCCUCAGGGCAAUGUUGUCUGCGGCCAAGGUGGGCUCCAACAAAAAACCUUUACACCACAACAAGAUAGGAACGCAAUUUCUCUUGCUCUGGAUCGCAUGCAGCAGCAUGGAUAUAACUAUCCCAAGAGGUUUUACGAUUCCUACGAUCCGCGUUGGUUUCCGGCUUGCGAUCCCAAUUGGCAAUAUGAGAUUUUUAUUGGAGCCGGUGCAGCGGAUGAUGAUCCAAGGGCAUACAGGAUCAUUUUCGAGUACCUGGCGACAGGUCUGAGUGCCAGGUAUUGUGGAAUUGUUUAUCAUCAAAAUCACCUUGUUGGUAGCCCUUUCGCACGAUGUGUGUAA
Molecule: messenger RNA, 498 nt
Organism: Fusarium graminearum PH-1
Lineage: Eukaryota; Fungi; Ascomycota; Sordariomycetes; Hypocreales; Nectriaceae
Exons: 3
Coding region: 1-498 (165 amino acids)
Molecular function (GO): RNA nuclease activity; RNA binding
Source: RefSeq, a predicted model, not a curated record